GGCUCUAUGGCUUCUUCCAUUUCUCAUCAAACCAGAGAGGCCAUGCCUAUCCAACAACAAUCUCCUCCUCAGUUCGAGCCAUGGCACAACUUAAACGGCAAAGUCGUGAUGGUGACCGGAGCCUCUGCAGGCCUCGGCCGUGAGUUCUGUCUUGAUCUAGCUAGAGCUGGAUGCAAAAUCAUUGCUGCUGCACGCCGUCUCGAUAGUCUCCGAUCUUUAUGCGAUGAAAUUAAUCGACUCGAUUUCUCAGCUUUGUCGGCCUCUUCGAUGGCGAUGGAGAGCCCCCGAGCUGUGGCUCUAGAACUUGACGUUACUGCUGAUGGAAAGACCAUUGAGAAAUGCAUAAAAAAAGCUUGGGAUUCUUUUGGCUUCAUUGAUGCCUUGGUUAACAACGCUGGGUUAAGAGGUGCGGUGAAGUCCCCAUUGAGACUAACAGAAGAGGAAUGGAGCAAAAUAAUGAACACAAAUCUUAGGGGAUCAUGGUUGGUAUCAAAGUAUGUUGGCAUAUGCAUGCGUGAUACCAAUCGUGGUGGAUCCAUCAUCAAUGUCUCUUCAAUGGUUGGUGUUAACAGAGUGCUACAACCUGGAGCUCUAGCCUAUGCUGCUUCAAAGGCUGCCUUAAACACACUAACAAAGGUAUUCGCCAUGGAAUUAGGAGUGCACAACAUUCGAGUGAACUCAAUAUCUCCUGGAUUGUUUAAAUCUGAGUAUACGGAGGAGCUUAUGAGAAAAGAUUGGCUUAAAAAUGUAAUACGUAGAACCGUUCCUUUACAAACAUUAGGAACUUCUGAUCCCGCGCUAACAACACUCGUUCGAUAUCUAGUGCACGACUCGUCUGAAUACAUUUCGGGCAAUAUUUUCAUUGUUGAUGCUGGAACUUCUUUACCUACCAUCCCAAUUUUCUCAUCACUUUGA
Cucurbita moschata (crookneck pumpkin) is the source of this 915-nucleotide messenger RNA. RefSeq names its product 3-oxoacyl-[acyl-carrier-protein] reductase FabG-like. Gene Ontology annotation, molecular function: oxidoreductase activity. The record is from RefSeq and is a predicted model, not a curated record. Lineage: Eukaryota; Viridiplantae; Streptophyta; Magnoliopsida; Cucurbitales; Cucurbitaceae. Bases 7 to 915 code for a protein of 302 amino acids. The transcript has 3 exons.